AAACAACCCACCGUCAAUUAGGGAAAAAAGCCCAAAAGAGCGUCAAGGGCUUGGCCCAUGAAGAGGUUGUAAUCGUCACCUCCUCCUCCUGCCCUCGCCCGUUUGCCUCACAAUCAAAAUCAAAAUUUGAAAAAUCACCCAAAUUCAAAGUUCCAAUUUUGAAUUUCUACUCUGUAUAAUGGUGAAAAACCCUUCGUCUUCCAGGGUUUUACCCAGUAAUAAAUCCUCAAAAUCGGCGGUCAAUGGUGCUAGAAAGAAGAAGAAACCACGGAGGAAGGUCGCUUCAAUGGCGGAAAAAGAAAUCAAAGUGAUUGAUAUCGACGAUUCGUACCCUUCACCCGACCGUUGGGUGACGCCUUUGAGAUCCGUUUUCUGUCUGAAGAACAGGGAUCAGAUAAAGCGGGCCGAAGAGAAUGAGGAGUGUUUCAUCCUCGAGUUCGAUCCAUACGAUGAUAUGGAGGGGCUAAGGUCCCCAUUGUUAAAGGGUUCUGAUGAUGCCGAGGCUGAUUUGCUGGUGGUGGCUGAAAAGGGGCAGGUAGCUUGCAGAGAUUAUCCUCAUUCACGACACAACUGUGCGAAACAUCCUUUUGAAACGACUACUCAUGAGAGUCACUGUGAAAUGUGUUUCUGUUAUGUUUGCGAUUUAUCUGCUCCAUGUUCGAAGUGGGUCGGAUCCCAUUGCCAUGCGUUUAACAACGAGGCUUGGAACCAAGAAAAGAAAGCAAGGAAGCAAAGAAUGAAAGACUGUACAUAAACAUGGUGAUGAUAUAAAUGGAGACAAAGCAAAAUCGGGACAAUAAAAUAAUUUAAUCCGUGCUUGAUUGGAGAUUUCUUUUGGCGAUGCCUUAAUAUGUAUUAGUAUGUAAAUUCCUGUGGGGCCCGCCCGACUGUUUUGCAAAGUCGUGAGAUAAGAGAAUUGUGGCGGGUUUGUGAAUUUGCGAUCGGUUGUUUUGGGGUGAUGAAUAUGGAUUUUAGUUUGCAUGCAUUUAUUUUGCUUUAGAUGUAUGAAGGAACCUGGGGAAAAUGGUGAAAUGUAUUAAGCAAAUUUUUUUCUUUGAAUUAGGUUAUCUUGUUUAUUUCUUGUGUGUGUAUAUGAUUUUGUUUGUUUUGUCUGAGAUUGUUUAUGUGGACAAAAGGCAAUCAUAUAUUGUUUUGAGGACAAUGCAGACAAUUUGAAUAAGAUACA
Striga asiatica is the source of this 1186-nucleotide messenger RNA. NCBI's taxonomy places the organism in Eukaryota, Viridiplantae, Streptophyta, Magnoliopsida, Lamiales, Orobanchaceae. The record is from the annotation of a GenBank genome assembly.